GAAGAAACCUUUCCCUCCAGUUCUUCUUCUGUCGUUAAGGGAGGACUUUAGGUUUUUCUAGUAUGGAUGUAGAAUUUUGUUUCUUGUCUUCAUUCUAGCAAAAGCCAGGAUACUCCUAUGUAUGGGUGAAAAAACUAUCACUUGAAUUUCUAAACCUAUGUUGAAUAUCUAUGCUUGAACUACAUCUUUCUACCGCUAAUCUCGCUCCGACGAAAGACUUACCUGAUCGCGUCCUACAACGACUGUCAGAGGUAUUCUCAGUCGCAAGGGAUGCUCCGAAAACAAAUUUGUGGACAGCGUUGCGAUCGACGAAUCAGGCGGCGCAACGAAAAUUAGAGGGCACGCAACAAGAAGCAGCAUCUUCUGCUGCAAUAAAUUAUGGCACUUAUAAUAGUAGGUGUAGGAGAAGUCAGACUCCUAAGGCAGCUCUAAACAAGGUUUGAUGGUACGUACUAGAAGUGCUCUAAAAUAGGUCUAACCUGUAUAAAUGGUAGUAGGGUCGUCCUUAACUUUUGGCUGCUCGCCUUACCCGUCAACUCACGGAUUCCGGUUUUCAAGUCUUCCUACCCACGAACAAUGAAGCCCUCUAACGCGAUCAUUCCUCGUCAGCUUCAGGCGGAUUUCGCUUUGCGUGCAUGAGUGAAGACCAGAGUGCGGAGCUACACCGAUUUCUCAGCAGCAGUAAUAGUGACUACAGUUUUUAAGGCUGCACUUGCAAGCAUCGCUCCAAAAAUAGAACUCACACUAUUUUAUCAAGCAUCAUCGCUCUAACACAUCUCAAUAUCGUCUUCUCUUGCUGACGUCUUUGCUAGUGAUGCGGAGCGGGAUGCUGGGAAGUCGGAGAAGAUUAAGAUUUGGGCAUCCACUGUGGUCCAACUGUUGUCCAGGUUGCAGGUUCUAGUACGAGAGGAAACACGAGAAGCGGUCAGGACGUAUGCUUUUUUCACUCAGACGUUGAAGUUAAGGAUACUCAGACGUUGAAGUCAAGGAUAUAUUAGAUUACGUUAUAAUCUCGUACACUGUAGAUGUAGUGGUCCUACUUCUAAGUGUGCGGACUAGUGAAUCUAUCACGUGGAUUUUCUAUUCGUGGUCCUUUGUAGCAAGUAGAGUCCGCAAAUAGAAAAAUGCGGAAAUAAAAAGUAGGCUAGUCCUUACAGAAAAAGUGGCGCAAGUGGUCGAGAAAUAUAAAGUGAUACAACUACACUACAAGUGCACUUUUAUAGUCAUACAACCGUACUACAAGUGAACUUUUAUAGUCAUACAACCGUACUAGUACAAGUGAACUUUUAUAGUCAUAAAUCGGUCUCCUGUGUUGAGCAAAAAGUUUUCUAAGAAAGCAGCUUGCUGGAGGUGUGGCUGCACCAAGAACAGCUGGCCAGGGGACUGUCUUAACUACUGGAGGAGGAGACGGCAAGUCUUCAGCAAAGAAAACAACCGACAAUCUUUAUUCGCUACCACCUUUAGAAUCAGUACUGGAUGAACCCGUAAUCGCAGUGGCGCAAAAAUCUUCGGAGAAAGCAUUGGGUAGGGAAGCACUUUUAUGAACAGGGUUUUUCUAGCUUUAAGGAAACCGUCAACGUCAUCAUGUACAGCCAACAAGGGGUGCUGUAUUGCGUCAUCAAUGAUGUGCAUCAUGUUCCUUCCCACUGUGAAAUUGAUAUAGGUACUAGAGAAAAUUGACGAAGGUAAUGAAUCAAGUCAUCAACCUUAAACUUCUAAGACUCUUAGAAACGGGAGACACAGGCCAAAGCUCCUCUGCGGGACAGGCCGUCGCUGAGUCAUCCGAAACUGUUCCUCAGCAACCUGAACAGCUUUCGUGUCCGGUGUGUUUAGUUAUGAGAAUUAUAUAUUGGAUGAUUAAAAACUUUUCGGCGAUCCCCAUUCGUUUUCAUAACAGGACUAAUGAUGGUACUCGAUGACUCAUAUCCGCCGAAUAUAACUCGAGCAGGACAUGAAUAUGAUCAUCAAAAAUGUUCGACAAAACCAAAGGCUCUAGUAACUGGCCUCUUCUUCUAAUUUGAAAUGCCCCAUCUUGCCUCGGGAUGCGGCCAUUACCUCUUGCGGACAUAGUUAUUGCACGGCGUGCAUAAAGGAGGUGCUGCAGCACAAAGCAGAGUGUCCGCAGUGCAGGGCGAAGCUUACAGCCAAAGACGUCUAUCCGAUGGAAAAUUGAGGCUACAUCACUGUGAAUCUCAAACAUAAACAAGAAGAGAACAAAUUGCUCGCUCGACUGAUGCCGCUAUGCGUGUUGCUCUUUCUGAAAUUGACAGAGUGCAGGGCCCGUUUACUUGUUGUUUCGCACAUGUUUUUAUCUUCGUAACUGAUGAACGUGAAAGCCGCUAUCUUCAUCCUCAUGUUUUCAUUUUGUGCUGAGUCAUGUCUUGCAUCUUCUCUACGCAUUGUUACGUCUUAUCUGGAAACCUCUAAGAAGAGGAACUGGUUGCGUUGACACGAGCACGACGAGAUGCCGAAUCGAGGGCGCUGGCAUCAGCAGGUUUGAGUUCUAAUGAAGCAUCUGCUGUAUCGCAACAACAAUUACGGAUUGAAGCAUUCCCAUUUCAUUUUUAUCUGCUAAUAUCAUUUUCGCAGGAAGAAGAACGUGAGAGAGCAGGAGCAACUUCUUCUAUUGUUUGAAAAGGAACCUAAAAGUUUAUCUUGCUAGCUAAGUUUCUAGGAGUAUCUUCUACGUAAAUAGCCACCUAUUUCAACUUGCACUUGCUACUUGCUCCUAUUAAAAGUAAAGUAAAGUUGUCCAUAAAGUCCUCCACAAAGCUCUAAAACAAGCCCGAACGGCCGCAGAGAUUGCGCAGCGACACGGUAGUAAAUUGGGAAAGGUGGUGGAAGUGUUGCAAAAGGGCAAAGUCGGACAGUGUUUACUUUUCGUACAAUGGAGCAGUCUAAAAACCAAGGUCAUGCAAGCUUUGAGCGACGCGAGAAUCGGCUUCAAAGUGUUGCGCGGGACUGCCGGUAUUUACGGAUAGGACAUACAACUAUUUUCUAUUCUUUCUUAAAAAGCUCCAGUAGUCGCCAUCCAAUCUAAUCUCUAAUCUAAUUCUAAGGUAACUUGAUUCAGUCGAAUCAACUAUCCAAUCUAACCUAAUGAGCAACUCUUCAAUCUAACCGUCUCUAAUCUAUGCUUGCUGACGAUCAGCAAGGACGUCCCGGAGGAUCGAGCACGGUAGCGAAUUCCAAUGUGUCCAAGAACCGCAUCUUCCGUCCAGGAGUGGAUACAUCGUUGGUUAAGCCUUAAAUGCUAUAAGGGAACAUGCAAAAGUGAAAAUAUGUCAUCUGUUGUUCUAUAGAGAUCAACUCUUUUUUUGUCUAAGGUCCACCUGAUUGAUAAAACAGCAUGGUGUUGUCCCGCCAUUUUGCUUGUGGUACUCAAUGGGGCACGAUGAUGAUGGUAAAUAGAAUGCUCGGCAGGAGCUCGCGAAGUAGAGCUGCUUUUUUUGGACUUUCACAAUAGAUUGAGAUGCUUUUUUUACCCUUUCUGUGUCCUAGAAUCUGAAGACGGGUCUCCAAGAAGCAGCUCAACAAAACCGUCUUACUCAAAAUUUACCUUUCUUCUCUUCCCGAAUCGGUAAGUCAAUUACUGAGUCACUGCUCUAACCUGUGUGACGAUGCUCGCGUCUUGAUUCUUUCGCUCGAAGACGAAGCGGCGGGACUGAAUUUAACUUUCGUUUCGCACGUGGUCUUUUUGCAUCCCAUGAACGCGCCGUCACUGAAUACCAGAAUCUUAAGGCAAGAACAUUUCUCUUUCUUAAGUAGAGUGCUUCUACUAUUUUUUCUCCCUUCUUCCUAUUGUCGAACUUACACCUACUACUUCCAUUUCUGUGAAAUGACCACGAAGGCACAAGUGAUGCACGAAGGUACAAGAAGGCUGAUAGGGUCUCCCCGUUGGUAUAUAGAGCAAUAAUUUGAGGCAUCCUGACAUGACACGAAGUGACGGGGGCAGCUAUCCUAUAUUAGUGAGGGUUCUUAUUCCUUUUCUAUCAUAUCCUAGUGACAUGUGGUAAGGGCGCCGCGAGCGCGACACGUGCGAGGCGAUAGGGUCACGCGAGAGCAUGAUAAUGACAAGCCUAUCUUAUCCCAUUUUAGUGAGGGCUCCUCCGUCAUUUUCUCCUAUUCUAGUGAGGGCUUCUGGAAAUGCUCUAAUCAUGAGCUGGGAGAUGCAGGCUAUUGGGCGGACAAGAAGAUUGGGGCAGAUGGCGAAAGAAAUACACGUGUGGCGUUUCAUUAGUCGUGACACCGUAGA
Molecule: messenger RNA, 4255 nt
Organism: Amoebophrya sp. A25
Lineage: Eukaryota; Dinophyceae; Syndiniales; Amoebophryaceae
Source: the annotation of a GenBank genome assembly